Molecule: messenger RNA, 2560 nt
Organism: Linum tenue
Lineage: Eukaryota; Viridiplantae; Streptophyta; Magnoliopsida; Malpighiales; Linaceae
Source: the annotation of a GenBank genome assembly
CCCAAUUUCCAGCUUUCCCUUCCUUCCUUCCGCCAUUGGAGGCCCAAUAUCUUGUUAUUUGUCAGAAAGCAACCGACCACCAAAUUCCUCAGCUUGUCAUUAGUGUGAAAGAGAGAGAUGGCUUCCGGCGGGGCGAAUAACAACGGCGGGGAAUUCAGCUUCGCGUCAUCGCCGAAGACGACGGGGAACCGCGCCGGUGCUGGGCGCAACGGGCUGCCGAAGAUCCAGACUCAGGACAACGGCAAGAAGCUGAGCAGCGCCGCCGCCAGAGCAGAGGAUUUGUGUUACGACGACAGUGCGACCCCGGUGAAAGCGCAGACGCUGGAUGAGCUCCACUCGCUCCAGAAGAAGAGAUCCACUCCUUCCACUCCCAUCACCGCCGGUACCACCCCAGCCGGCGCUGCCGCGAGUCAGGGCGCCUUCUUCACCGCCAUGUCGGAGGAGGACCGCCAGCGGCAGCAGCUCCAGUCCAUCAGUGCGUCGCUGGCGUCGCUGACUCGGGAGACGGGGCCGAAGGUGGUGAAGGGGGAUCCGGCGAGAAGCUCGACGCCGAAGGUGGCGCAGGUGGAGCACUACACGCCGUCGAUCAGCGUGACGGAUAGCUCCAUGAAAUUCACCCACGUCCUCUACAAUCUCUCCCCGGCUGAGCUGUACGAGCAGGCGAUAAAGUACGAGAAGGGGUCGUUCAUAACGUCGACGGGAGCACUGGCGACGCUGUCCGGUGCAAAGACGGGGAGGUCGCCAAGGGACAAGCGCGUGGUGAGGGACGAUACGACGGAGGAUGAUCUUUGGUGGGGAAAGGGAUCGCCGAACAUCGAGAUGGACGAGCAUACGUUCAUGGUGAACAGGGAACGAGCUGUGGAUUACUUGAACUCUUUGGACAAGGUGUUCGUGAACGAUCAAUUCCUCAACUGGGACCCAGAACACAGGAUCAAAGUCCGAAUCGUCUCCGCCAGAGCUUACCAUUCCCUCUUCAUGCACAACAUGUGCAUUCGGGCCACUCCCGAGGAGCUGGAAAGCUUUGGAACGCCCGAUUUUACCAUAUACAAUGCUGGGCAGUUCCCCUGCAACCGUUACACUCACUACAUGACCUCUUCCACCAGCAUCGACCUGAACUUGGGGAGGAGGGAGAUGGUGAUUUUGGGCACCCAAUACGCCGGGGAGAUGAAGAAAGGGCUGUUCGGGGUCAUGCACUAUCUCAUGCCCUUGCGUGGGAUCCUGUCCCUUCACUCUGGCUGCAACAUGGGCAAAGAUGGGGAUGUUGCCCUCUUCUUCGGAUUAUCAGGGACUGGGAAGACUACCCUUUCGACGGAUCAUAAUAGGUACUUGAUUGGGGACGACGAGCAUUGCUGGAGCGACAAUGGUGUAUCCAACAUCGAAGGUGGCUGCUAUGCUAAGUGCAUUGAUCUUUCCGCGGAGAAGGAGCCUGAUAUCUUCAAUGCCAUCAAGUUCGGAACAGUGUUGGAGAAUGUGGUGUUCGAUGAGCAUACAAGAGAAGUGGACUACACGGACAAAUCAGUGACAGGUAAAAUUAGAGGAUUCUCAUAUCAAUUGUUCACACAUUAACUGGGGUUUUUUUUUCUUCUUUCCUUUUGGUGCCUUCUCUGGGCUGUGAUUCUUGUUUGCAGAGAACACAAGGGCGGCUUACCCUAUCGAAUACAUCCCUAACGCCAAGUUACCCUGCGUGGGACCGCAUCCGAAGAACGUUAUCCUUCUGGCUUGCGACGCAUUCGGUGUGCUCCCACCGGUGAGCAAGCUCAGCCUCGCGCAGACCAUGUACCAUUUCAUCAGCGGUUACACUGCUCUGGUGGCUGGCACGGAAGAUGGAAUCAAGGAACCACAGGCGACCUUUUCAGCCUGCUUUGGUGCAGCCUUCAUAAUGAUGCAUCCAACUAGGUAUGCAGCAAUGCUAGCCGAGAAGAUGCAGAAGCAUGGAGCUACUGGGUGGCUCGUUAACACCGGCUGGUCUGGUGGAAGCUAUGGAUCUGGGAGCCGCAUCAAGUUGAGUUACACCAGGAAGAUCAUUAAUGCAAUUCACUCUGGUGAACUUCUGGAGGCGAAUUAUAAUAAGACCGAGAUCUUCGGCCUUGAGAUCCCGACUGCGAUCGAGGGUGUUCCUUCUGAAAUCCUUCAACCUGCCAACACUUGGUCGGACAAGAAGGCUUACAAUGAGACGCUGCUGAAGUUGGGAGGUCUGUUUAAGAAGAACUUUGAGGUGUUUGCUAAUCAUAAGAUAGGGAAGGAUGGGAAGCUCACAGAGCAGAUUCUUGCUGCUGGUCCUGUUUUCUGAUCGAAUCGGGUUUCGGAGAAGAUGGAAAUAACGGAGGACGGAGGAGAAUAUAAGUUAUAUCUGAAUUGAUAUGGAUUUUUGUUCUGGUGAAACAUUGAUGUUUUCAGUAUUUAUUUAUCGGUUGUCAUAUGAGCUAUAGCUUAUUACAUGGUCAUUCUCUAGUCCUCCCCUAUAUGGUAUUUCUUUUUUACCUGUGACAAUUGUAAUUGUAGAACGUGCUUAAUAAGUCGAUCAAAGUUCAUUAUAUUCAGGUAGUUAGUAAUUUCGGGU